Messenger RNA from Clupea harengus (Atlantic herring), 2768 nucleotides. RefSeq names its product ankyrin repeat domain 10b (gene ankrd10b). Gene Ontology annotation, molecular function: protein binding. The transcript is spliced from 5 exons. The coding region runs from base 182 to 1156 and encodes 324 amino acids. The record is from RefSeq and is a predicted model, not a curated record. NCBI's taxonomy places the organism in Eukaryota, Metazoa, Chordata, Actinopteri, Clupeiformes, Clupeidae.
ACUUAUUUCUCCGUGUCAGUGGGUGUGAGCUUUGAUUCUGUGUGUGUGCACUUACUGUUUGCACACAGAGCGGCAUGAGGCGAUACUGAGCAGCACAUACGCAGAAUUUCCCGACGGAAAACAAUAGCUUUGCCUUACGCAGUGUUAUAUUCUUGUUUGUAAACUAAACAAAUUAUAGCCUAUGCUUAGAAUGUCGGUAGGGAUAGAGUCUGGCUUCUCGAGUGAGGAGGUGCUGAACAUUCGCUUCCCUUUGCACCGGGCGUGCAGGGAUGGAGAUGUGGGCGCCUUGUGCUCGCUUCUUCAGUUUACUACCAACCAGGCAGACCUAGCCGUGGAAGAUUCUUUCUAUGGAUGGACACCGCUACACUGGGCUGCCCAUUUUGGAAAGCUGGAGUGUGUGAUGCGCCUGGUGCAGGUGGGUUGUGGCGUGAACUCCGUGACCUCGCGCUUCGCCCAGACACCCACGCACAUCGCUGCCUUUGGAGGCCACCCUGACUGCCUGCUGUGGCUGCUGCAAGCUGGGGCUGACAUCAACCGAAAGGACUAUGUGGGUGAGAGCCCCAUCCAUAAGGCUGCCCGUGCCGGCAGCAUCGACUGUAUUAAUGCCCUCCUGAUGCGGGGGGCCAAAGCGGACUUGAGGAACGCCAGUGGGCUGACUGCUGCAGACCUGGCCCAUGCCCAGGGCUUUCAGGAGUGUGCACAGCUCCUGGCCAACGCGCAGAACCAGCAGCUUAACUGCAUGACCUCCACCAACGGCUCCAUCCUCAAUGGGGACCAAAACAUCAGCCAGCUGCGCAGCUUCCACAAGGGGGCGCCAAGCAGGAAGAGGUCCCUGGACAGCAUGGAGCCGGACCACAUCAAGAAGGCCAGAACUGGCACUAUCCAGUUCCCCAUGAAGGCCCUGAACGGCUGUGCCCAAGAGGACCUGAUGGAGGCCAUGCACGCACAAUCCUGCUCUGCAACUACCUCAGGUGGGAACGGAUCCUUCCCCUUUGGGUCCAAUGGCUGCGCCGGGCCGCUGGAGGCGGACAUGGGCCUUGAGCCGGAGGCCGUGCCCAUGGACGGCUCGUCUGUCGCUCCCAAGGAGCUGGAGAUCAUCACUGUGGCCUCCAUGCACAUCCCGUGUCGCGUCACCAACUCCUACGCCUACCUGUAGUGGCCUUACCUGUAGAGGCCUUACUGGCCCCUCACUGGCGAGAGGCGAGCCGUUUUGAGGUUUAUUUUGAGUGUGUAAACGCCAGUGAGUCAAUGUGACCUGUGUGGUGUUGGGUAGUUUGGCUUACACGUCCCAUUUUGAAUGGAGAGACGCUCAUAAGGUGUCUCUCUCUCGUGAGCUCUUGUCCUGCCGACUUCACCCUACUCCGGUACAACUCGGCCUGUGUGUGUAUGGUAGUGCUAGCAUUUUGUUAUGGUAAGUGCCAGGCAUGCUUGUAUAUAGUUGAAAAACUGGCCAAACCAUUUAAGGCCCACCUUUUUUACAUUACCCUCUACAGAUGUCAUCAUUUGAAUUGUCAUCUCUUUGUCCUUUCUGAUCUUUGUUGCGAACUCUACAUGAUUUAUGUGUCGUGCCCUUGUUGUUCUAGUGCAAAAUGCACAGAAACGGAACAAGAUUCCAUUUCAUUAGAUACAUUCCUCAGCAUUCGUGAGUCAUCUGGCAAUGCAGACAUUUUCUGAACAGCUCAGUGUCUAUUGUAGGAUGUCUUGCCCAGACAUGCAGUUGCGUUAGCAAUGGUCCUUGAGCAACUCAAGACUACUGUAUGCAUGUACUGUAUUUAGAACCAGUACUGUAACUCAGACACCACCCUUAAGUCUUUAAGCCCCAUGGGUUUUUUGGCUGAUGAAGUUGAUAACCAGCUUUCUGUUAAAAGUGUGACGUCUGCCGUCUGUGUUUUCUUAUCUCCCUGAGCAGAGGUAACCCUUAAAGAAAUACUCUUGCCCCAGAACUGUGCAAAAAAAUCGCCUCACUUGUCUCUUUGAGUGUUGGGCAUUUUGCGGUGCAAAGUCCAUCUUUAUGUGUCUCGUGUUUCCCUUUUAUCUUGUUAUUCAUUUUGUAUUCUCGUUAUGCCAAAGCAUAUCUACAUGAAUGUAAGAAAUACAUUAACCUUCGCUGUGCAGCUUCUCUGUGUGUUUGCUUGUAGAAAGUGGCAAGGUGCUUUUUAACCCUCUGUCUACCCAUCCUUUUCCUCUAAAGGCUAAGUGGGCCUGUGUUAGGGUAGUUUUCUCUGUAUCAUUUCUUUAAGUUAAAUGAUAGAAACAUUGAGAUAUAUAAUCUCUAGAUACAUGUAUGGGGCCCUUUGGUGUGAGGGAAUUGUAACAUAUAAAUAUAUUUUUUUGUUUUUGCAUCUGAUAUUUAGCUUGUUCUAGAUUUUGAGUGCAAAUGUUGAAAAUAAGUGAUUGUUUGUUCUUUUUUUUGAAGAUAUGAGUACAUUUUUAAAAGGUGUAGCAAGACUGAUACUUUAGAAAAUGCUUUUUCCUAUAUACUGAUUCUUUAAAGGGAAGAAAAUAAUUGUUGGACAUAAAGGCUAAGCAAUAAGAACACACUUUUCCCUUCAGCCUAAAUGCACAACUUUCUGGUCCACUGAAUUUAUAGCGAUCGUUUGUGGUGAUUCCUGAGGUGACAUCCAGACAGGAUUAUCCAUGUAAAUGACCCGACUGCAUCCUUGUGAUGUAGAGCGUGGCGUCAUGAUGAUAAACACUGAAACAGUUGAACGUUUUUUUGUUGAUUGUAUUUUUGUUGAACUCAUUAAAUGUUCUGUCCUGAAAUACCA